GACUCUGCACUAUUAAACAGCUGCAGUGCUCCUAUCUCAAGAACAUAAAAAGAACCAUCAAGCCAUCAAAUCCAGAAUAAUAAUAAUCGAGUCUCAUUUUGGAAUGAGAAUUACAUCACCUGCAUCUAACGCAUUUCCUUCAAAUCAAAGCCCUAACUACUCUCAGAAUAGAGUGUAAUACUCGAGUUCUAGGGCUGAUCUUUCUGAUAAGUGAAAUAAAGGUAAUAAUCUAGAUAUGGAGUGACGGAGACAUUUUGAAAUUUAGGGUUUGCCUUUUCUAUCAAAAUUUUUCUUGGGGUCCUUUGAUCAAGGCAAGGACCCUUUGAUUUGAGAUAGAAAAAAAUGAAGGAGUUGAUAGGGAGUCCAGGAACAAUUAGUGGGCUAUUUCUGAGAAUUUCGCAAUGUGCAUUUGCCGCUGCUUCGAUUGGACUUAUGGCCUCUGCCACUGGCUUCUCUAGCUACACUGCUUUCUGCUAUUUGAUUGCAUCGAUGGGGCUUCAAGUUCUGUGGAGCUUUGGACUUGCAUGUCUUGACAUCUAUGCUUUCAGAAGAAAGAGAGAUCUUCUAAACCCUGUCCUAGUGAGCUUGUUUGUUGUAGGUGAUUGGGUGACUGCUAUGUUAUCACUCGCAGCUGCAAGCUCAUCAGCGGGCAUCCUUGUUCUUUAUGCAAGAGACUUGAACUUUUGCAAGUCCCAAGCAUAUCUUCCAUGUAAUAGGUUUGAGAUUUCCGUACUUUUUGCUUUCCUCACUUGGCUUCUUGUUAGCAUAUCAUCUCAUGUGAUGUUCUGGAUCUUAGCAUCUAUCUAGAUAGUAUAACUCAUAUGUCAUUGCUCUGGAGUUAGUGAAUACACAAAUGAUAGUAUCUUAUAUUUCACAUGUAAAAUUUUGUUUCUUCUGUUAACCGUCAAUUUAUGCGGAUUUUCUUUUUCAUUCA
Jatropha curcas is the source of this 934-nucleotide messenger RNA. RefSeq names its product CASP-like protein 5B2. The record is from RefSeq and is a predicted model, not a curated record. Gene Ontology annotation, cellular component: membrane. Lineage: Eukaryota; Viridiplantae; Streptophyta; Magnoliopsida; Malpighiales; Euphorbiaceae.